AGAUGAUAUAAAUCAUUGCUGAACCCCAAACUAAUGUUCAUUAUGUCCAGCUGUGAUUAUAACCUUUGACUGAAAUGUGGGUUAAGGGGACAUUUGGAUCAUUAUCUUUUUUCCUGCUACCCGGUGUCUACUCUUUGAUUUGAGGUAAUGCUAGUUUCUGGGAAGAACGGCUACGAGAUUUAAAUCCUGCCGUUAAUUUUCUCAUGUUAUAUUUGUGCACCUAUAGGGCAUGGUAGUAGUCAAGAAUCAACUGAAUUUUCCCUGACACUUUUUAUUCUUGUUGGUGUUAAUUGUAAUAACACCUGUGUAAAGCAGGCAUCUGGAUCUUCCAGGACCACAGAUGCUUUCUUGAUGAACCCCAUGUCAUGGUAACCCUUUCUCUGUCUAGAAUUAUUUUAAUUAUUUCGUAUACAGAACGUUAUAUUACAUGAAAAUCUAUGGGCUGGGUGCGGUGGCUCACACCUGUAAUCCCAGUAAUUUAGGAGGCCGAGGCGGGCGGGUCACUUGAGGUCAGUUCGAGACCAGCCUGGCCAACAUGGUGAAACCUCACCUCUAAAAAUACAAAAAUUAGUUGAGCAUGGUGGUGGCGCACACUUGUAGUCCCAGCUACUCAGGAGGCUGAGGCAGGAAAAUCGCUUGAAUCCAGGAGGCAGAGGUUGCAGUGAGCUGACAUCCCACCACUGCACUGCAGCCUGGGUGACAGAGCAAGACUCCGUCUCAAAAGAAAAAAAAAAAAACCCUAUAAAGACGUUCAUCUGUAAGAACCUAGAUACAGUGCCGCCACCAUGGCUCUAUGGCUUCUUUUAGCCUCAUUUUGCCAACUUGUAACUAUUAAUAUCUUCCAUAAAUGGUUAUUGUUGUAAUAAAAGAAAAUCAUUUUUAGAAAUUUUGAAACACUAUGUCUAGCUACAUUCAAUAAUAAUUGAAUCAGAAUAAUAAAUGUUUCGAAGCCCCUGGUGAUAGUUCACUUAUUUUCCACUCUGUAUAACAAAAUUCUUGCGUAAAAGGUAAGGUUUUGGCUUGUGCUCUGAAUCUUAGCACUUUACAGCAGGCAGAGCACAGCGUCCCCUUCAUUCAUCUUAGUUCCUUGUACUUGGGGUUUCCUGUGUGCUGUUUCCUGCCUGAAUUUGAUUCAACUUUGGAUCUGUGUGCUUGUCCUUAUAGAAUUAUAUAUGCAAGUGAUACUACUGUGUUCUUAAACUGUCCUCUUUAUUGGUGGAAGUACCAGUAAAUAGAAUCAUUAUAUUCACUUACCUACCAGUCAUCCUUCAGAACUAAUUGUUAAAGUGCAAGUUGGUCUCCUUUCACUAGGAAAUAAACUGCCUCCAGCCUUCUGCUUCAGCAGGUCUGCUUCUUGCACCUCAGGCUCCUCCUCCACCCCAGCCAGCUUCAGCGUCUCUCUUGUAUUGGCUGCUUGUGUUUUUCUUCACCCUCUGGGAGUCCCCUGGGGUGUCCUCCUCUCCUUUGACGGCUUAUGUAGUUUCUGCGCCCAUUUAACCUCAGGGAAUGAUUUCUAAACCACAUCCAAAGUGAAAAGUGGUAGAUAAUGGACCCUCCUGUAAAUGAGGCUGACCAUAUAUUCUGGAAAACUCUCCUACUCUAAGCCCUUAGAAAUACUGCAAAAGAUACAGCAAACAUCCGUUAAAAGUCUUUAUCAGAAGAAAGUGAGAAAAAUCCAUAGGUGGGGAAAAAGAGAAAGAGGAGUGAGUGUUUUUGGGAGACAGAAGGUCUAAAACUGAAUUGGGAAGUGAGCACUGAAGGCCGGGGCCUGGGACUCAUUCAGGCCAGAUGGAGACCAGGCUGGAAAACAAAACAAAAACAUCCAUCAGCAAAUGGAGUUAAAAAGAAAAAGUCUCUUUUGAGACUGUUUGGCUUGGGGUUUGAAUUAAUGCUACCUGCAUGGUCUGGAAAACCCCAAGCUGAGAAACGAAUCUAAAUGCUUCUGAGUUGGAAGAGCCCAGGGGUGCUUGGCAGAAAGAAAGAAAUGCAAAUCCUUUCAAGAAGAAUGCUACCCUCCACCCGCUGCUGAAGAGCUGGGGAUAUGCUGACGAUAGAAACAUUGCUAGACAUAUGAGGAAAUGAGCCGCCGUGAAUGAGAGUCAGCUUAAAGUCAGUGAUGACGUGCCAUCUGCUUGAUUCGUUCAUUCCUCACUUUUUAGCUGACCACCCAUUAUAUACUGAGUGCUGUUCUCAGUGCUGUGGUUAUAAUGGCAAAACAUUAUGUGGAGAAAUAGGUACUGAGCUGCUGACCAGAGGCUUUGGUACAUUUGGCCUGCAGCCCUGCCCACUUCAGGGCUCUGAGUCAAUGCUAGAAAACUGGUGCUUGGCUGGUCCCAGUUUGAAAACUGCUGAUUAUGUUAAUUCCUGGAUUUUACAAAUGAAAAAACUGAGACCACAGUGGUUAAGUAACUUGCCCGAGGUGUGAGCCUCAGUUUCCUUGCCUGUGGAAUGGGGAUGAUACCUACCUCACAGGGUUGCUGUGGCUAUGAAAGGUUAACCAGCAUGUUUUCUGCCUCAGAUAUGUCUAUUCUUCCUUUGUCUUCGUCUUUAAUGAUCACAGAUAGUACAAGGACCCAGUUCUCCUGCUUUUCAGGUUCAACACUUUUCUGUUGCUGGUAUGAUUCUCAAGGUCUUUGAUUGUUCAAGCCCUACACAGAGCUUCACACCCUCACUCUUAAUUGUUCUCUGAUUAUUUCAUGUAUGUGAAUUUCCCCUUCCUAACAGAUUGUGAACAGUUUACGUUCAGGGUCCAGAUUUUGUAUUUUUAUGUUAGCUUUAUGUUGUCUAGUCUUGGACUGGUCUGUUAGUAGAUUUUUUGUUGUUGUUAAGCAACAAUAAACAAUUCUUUAUAACAAAUAAUAUGUUUAUAACAAUAAACAACAUAUUAUUUGUUUAUUGUUGCUGGAUUAAUCACAGUAGUUCCAUUGUAAUGAGGAAACAAGAAUAUUUCUGUCCAAAAAGUCAUUAUGCGAGAGUUUUGGCAACGCAAGGAGACACUUUUGCUGGCCAUUUAUGAUGUUGACAUCUGUAUUCUGCUCCUUCAGUCUCUGACUGAUGAUUCCUACCUGAAUUCCUGCUGUGGUUUGCCUUACAGUACAGGCAAACUGUGCUCAUUCCUUCUGUACCAGGCCUGUUUGUGAGUACUGUUCACCACCCUGAGAUUCUCUCUGUAUGUUGGAAAUCAUUGAAUGAAUAGCUCACAGCCGCUUCCAUGUAGUUGUAAGCACAUGUAUUAGGAUUGGAAGUGCAUCCAUUUGUAUGGGCACGGGUCCAUUGUUAGCUUUGUUCCCCUGUCGCCCUGCCCUGCCCUGCCCUGAUCUCUGGCCUAGAUGGACAAUGUGGGUGUGCUCUCUGUGUCUUCCCUGUCCAUCUGUUGGCCGAGGGUCAGGCACUUCCGCUUACCAUCAGAACCAAGAAGGAAUCACUUGGAAUUCAUCCCUCCCAUAGAACCCAACUGUGGCUGGGCUAUAGCCAGGGCUCUGUUCAGUUGCUGGCUGCGUUUCAGCUCUCCAUUUGAGUCCUUUCUAUAUGAAAAACAUGAAAAUGCCAGGGGAUUAUUUUUGCAAGUAAAAAAGAUGGCAGCAGAUGUGAAAACAGAUUUACUCAUCAUGAUGUAAAUUGGUGUUUUGUUUUCAUUUUAGUUUAACAAUAUAUAGGUAUUCAUGAAAAUAUUUGGCUGUAAAAAAUUAGGAAAAUUACAAACUGCCAUUAUCUGUUGCAAUUCAUUCAAUUCAGUUUUUUUUGGAAAGAACUUGAAAUUGUAAGUUAAAAAAUUUACUGAAAUUUGUGCUAGUUAAGCUUUAAGAAUUCUAAGUAAUAAUCCAAAAGACAUUCUAAAAUUCAGAUUUAUCAAAAUCAAUUGUACCUUUCUUUGUACAGAUAUAAUAAUUUUCUGGAAUAUGGAAUGUGGUGGUAGAAGUAAUGCAGAAUUGUUUUGCCACAGCCUUUGUUUUCUCUCGCAAUUAUUUCUGUGUUUCUUCUGUUUUAUAAAGGAAAUGGAUUGUGUUUAGUAAUUUCCUCUGUACCUGUAACCACGAGAGUAAACUUUUUAUUACAUCUAAACUUGUUUAUUCUUGUAUACAUGCUAGAUCAUAGACUAGUUGAAAUUUUCUGUGUUACCAUGGGUCUGUGAAAAGAUCUUGUCUUACUGGUCUUGUAUUCCUAGUAAAUUUCAGUAUGAUGAUAUCACUUAAACACUGUAACUGUGGGACAUUGGCAGGAGCUUGGGGAUAUUUUUAGCUACUUGGAACUCUUAUUGUAAUGGUAUUUAUUAGUAAUUCAAGACAAAUUUUAUUGUUUAAUUAUGCUCUAUGGGUUUAUUGCCAUCCAAGACUGCAGUGUUUUAGAUGACUAGAAUUUAGCUUUUUAAGAACCCCAAAUUUUUAUUUCAGCUCUUUCAGUGGAAAAUUUUCUAAAAUAUGCUAUUUCCUUCUUAAUGAGAAUAUAGUGAACAUAAUAGGGCUUGUAAUUUCCCACUCGAGUUCAUCUCUUUAUUCUUUUGUGAGGACGCACUGUAAUGCUUUUGGAAGGGGUCGGUCAGCAUGUUGGGCUUCUUCCUACAUUUAAUGGUCAUUUGUCAACAGAUAUUUACUGAGUUCUUUUCUAGGUCUGGAGAUUCAGUGAUGAAGGCAUUAUUUCUUGCCCUCAGAAGGUUCAUAUUGUAGUAGGGAAGAUAAACCAGGUAGUAAAUCUUAGAACACAAUGGGAUGUUUACAGUGAAGAGGAGAGGCCAACCUGGAGUAUAUGGGUUUGAGAUCCAUACAGAUCUGGGUUCAAAUUACAGGGUGAAUGGAGUUGUUAAGCUCCAUCUAGCAUUUGCGUGGCCAGACAUAUGCAUGUGUAGUGUUUAUUUCUGUCGUGGCAGUAAAAAGACUUCUCCUGUAGUUUAUUGGCCUAUAAAAUAAUAUAAUUUACGACAUCAUUGGAAAAGUAUUUUUAUUCCUGUGUAGGGUCAUUUGUUUCUAGAGUAGAACAGUUUUAACACCAUAUACAAAUAAAAGCACUUUUAUUCAACUGAACAUGCAUUUAUUGAAUACGUAAUAUAUACGUACAUUUUGCUUGCUAGAUGUCUUGAUGAAUAGACAUUUAAAAGUCCUUACCCUUAAGUAAUUCCCAAGUUAGCACGGAUGAUAAGGGCUCAAAUACUUAUAACAUGGUGUAGAAUUGAAUGAGCAACUUAAGAUAGAAACAUUUGCUGUAGAAGACCAUACUUACUAGGGAGGAACUGGCAAGGAUUUAUGGAAUCGGUGAUGUCGAAGCUGCAUCAUGAAAGAUGGCUAAAGUUGGGGGAAUUUGGGAUGAGCAUUGUACUUGGAUGGAUUAGCUUGGAGCUUAGUCCAGGCAGUAAAUAUAUUCAUACUUUGAAAGGAGAGUAAUUUUUAUAGAGGACCCUGGUGGAAGACAAGACUGGCACAAUAGGUAGGUGUAUGGCCCUUCUGUGAAGGCCCUUGAAUGCCAGGCUGAGGAGGGUGUUCUUAGCCAGUGAAUGUGACCAAGUGACUGUUUUUAAAGUGGCAAAUGAUACUAUUGCAGCUGUCCUUUAGCCCACUGGCAAAACGGGUGAAUAUUAACUGAGGGGAGGUCAUGUGGUCUACGGUGAAGAGCACUGAAAUUAUCAAUUGGUUUGAAUUCUGGCUUCAGCACUUAAUAGGGGGAAUUCAACUUCAGGCAAGUUGCUCAAAACCUUUCUGAGCCUCUAUUUCCUCAUAGAGAAAAUGGGAAUAAUGAUUCCUUUUAUAUGGCUGUCUUAAAUGACAUAACAUUUAUGAAAUCACCUUUAAUAAUUUGCAUGUCCAGUUUGUUUGGGAUUUCAGCCUAGGUGGUUUGUUUUCUUUCUUUCCAAUCCUCCUAUACCUUAUAUUGAUUUUUGUUGUCUUCUGUGGUAGCUCGGACCUCCAGUACUGUGUGGUAGUAGGGUUCUCAUCUUUCUACUUUGUCUGGGAUUUCUAGUACAGCAUGAUACAGACAUCUUUAUCUUAAUUCUUAAAUAUGAUGUUUGCUAUAGAUUUUAGGUAAAUAUCCUUUAUCAGAAAAAGGAAAUUCUCUUCCUAAUUUGGAAUCUAAAAAAAAAAAGAGUGUUGAAUUUUUUUUUUUUUAAGAAGGAGUCUCGUUCUGUCGCCCAGGCCGGAGUGCAGUGGCGCGAUCUCGGCUAACUGCAAGCUCCGCCUCCCGGGUUCACGCCAUUCUCCUGCCUCAGCCUCCGGAGUAGCUGGGACUACAGGCGCCCGCCACCACGCCCAGCUAAUUUUUUGUAUUUUUAGUACAGACGGGGUUUCACCGUGUUAGCCAGGAUGGUCUCGAUCUCCUGACCUCGUGAUCCACCCUCCUCGACCUCCCAAAGUGCUGGGAUUACAGGCGUGAGCCACCGCGCCCAGCCAUGAGUGUUGAAUUUUAGGAUACUUUUUUGCUUGUAUUGCAAUAAUCUUUUUCCCUGCUCUUUACUCUUUUAGUAUGAUGAAUUAUAUCUAAUAGAUUAUAUUUCUAAUUAGUAGACAAACAGAUUUUCUAAUAACCUCUUAGAACUAGUUGUGGCUAUUAUCACUUUUUAAAUAUUCUGAUUGAGUUUGUGUAAUACUGCUGUAGGCUAUUCCUGAAUGUUUGGUAGAACUCGUUUGUAAAAUAUAUGGCCUGAUUUCUUUGUGGGAUGAUUUUAAACUACAGAUUCAUUUUCUUUAGUGGUUAUAGAACAAUUUAGACUGUCUUUCUUCUUGAGGUAGUUUUGUUAAAUUGUGUUUCUUAGGAAUUUACUCAUUUCAUAUGUUAUCUAAUUUUAUAGCAUUAAGUUGUUCAUGGUAUUAUUUUAUCUUAAGUUUCAUGGUGUCUGUAGUUAGUUGUAGCCCUCUUUUCAUUGUCAGUAUUUAUUUGUGCUGCUCUGUCUUUAUCUAUCUUGCCAGAGCUUUGUGUCUUUGAUUACAUUUUGCAAAGAAUCAGUGUUUGGCUUUGUUUAGCUUGUCUAAUUUUUUUUUCUUUUUAUUUAUUUAAUUUCUGUUUUUAUUAUCUUCUUCCUUUACUCUCUUUUGGUUUAUGCUGUACUUUUCUAACUUCUUUAAGUUGAAUGUUUAGCUCCUUAAUUUAUAACAUAAGUUUUCUUUUCUAACAUAAGUUUUAUAACAUUUUAUAACAGUUUCUUCUUUUAUAACAUAAGUUGUUGUUGUUGUUUUGUUUUGUUUUGUUUUGUUUUUUGAGACAGCGUCUCAUUUUGUGGUCCAGGCUGGAGUACGGUGGUGCAGUCAUGGCUUACUUCAGCGUUGACCUCCUGGGCUCAAGUGAUCCUCCUACUUCAGCCUUCUGAGAAGCUGGGACCACAGGCAUGUGCCACCAUGCCUGGCUGAUUUUUUAAUUUUUUGUAGAGACGGGGUCUCACUGUGUUGCCCAGGAUGGUCUUGAACUCCUAGGUUCAAGCAGUCCUCCCACCCUGGCCUCCUAAAGUGUUGGGAUUGCACAUGUAAUCCACCAUGCCCAGACUAACAUAAGCAUUUAAGGCAAUGAAUUUUCUUUCAAAAUACCGCCUUUGCUAUAGCCAAGAAGUGUUUUGUUUUGUUUUGAGACAGGGUCUCACCCUGUCACUGGAGUGUGGUGGCGUGAUUAAUGGCUCACUGCAGCCCCCACCUCCUAGACUUAAGCCAUCCUCCCACCUCAGUCUCUUGUGUAGCUGGGACCAUAGGCGCAUGCCACCAUGCUGGCUAAUUUUAAAAUUUUUUGUAGAAACGGGGUCCCACUGUGUUGCCCUGGCUGAUCUCGAUCUCCUGGGCUCAAGCAUCCACAUCAGCAUUUGUUAUUUUCUGACUCUUUUAGUAAUAGCCAUUUUAACUGGGGUGAGAAGACAUCUGCUUGUGGUUUUGAUUUGCAUUUCCCUGAUGAUAGUGAUGUGGAGCACUUUUUCAUGUACCUGCUCUCCAUUUGUUGUCUCCUUUUGAGAAAUGUCUUUUCAGAUCCUUUGCCCAUUUUUAAAUCAGAAUGUCUUUUGCUGUUGAGUUCCUUAUAUAUUCUAGUCGUUAAUCCUUUGUUGGAUGAAUAAUUUUGCAAAUGUUUUCUCCCAUUCUGUGGAUUAUGUCUACUUUGUUGAUUGUUUCCUUUGCUGUGCAGAAGCUUUGUACAUUUUCAUUUAUUUUUCCUUUUGUAUUGUUUUUCUCUUUCUAGGGGAUUGAUUUUGGUCUCCCCUGCUCCCACCUCCCUUCUGUUUUUACCCCUCCAGUGAUUUAGAAGUUUUAUACUUUAUUUCUAGUUUUUUAGUGAUUGCCCUUUAAAUUUUACCAUGCUUACCUAAGAUAAUUAAGUAUAAGGUUGAGUAUUUUAACUAUCCUUCUAAAACAAUAUAAAGGCCUUAGAGUACUUUUGGCUCUGAUCAUCCUUGUUUUGAUCAAAUUGUCCUUUUUUUAUUUUUUAGUUUUCUACCUUCCCCCCCACACUUGUCAUAGACACAGUCUAGUGGUUAAGCACAUAAACUAGAAACUGAAACCAGCAGCCUGGUGUGACACCCAGCUCUGCUGCCUACCGGAUAGUGUCGGGCAAGCAUUUAACCUGCCUGUGCCUCAAUUUCCUCACCUAUAAAAUGUGGACAACAAAAGGAUCUUUCUCAUAAGGCUAAGGCUUUUCAAUGAGAAAUAUAGUACCUAUAAAGCAUUAAGAGCUAUACCUAGAAGUUGAUAAGUACUGUGUAUUAAUAUGAGUCUGCUGUUUCUGCUUUAUUGUUCUGUUUUGAACAGACAUUGUUUAAUUUUACCUACAUAUUUAACAAUUUCUUUUUUCGUUGUUUCUUAGACCUUCCUUCUGAGACAUUUUCCUUCUACCUGAAGAAUAUUGUUUAGAUGUUAUAUUGCGAGAUUUGUAAGACUCCAGGGCCUCCCAGCCGUGAAUAAUCUGAUGGUUCCUGAAAUGACUGGGGAAGCAGACGCUUCGUAUGGCAGUUGAAGAGUGUGUGUCUAUGUGCAUUUAAAACCUUCUUUCUGUACUUACACAUUCACACGGGAAGACAGGCUCAUUCUUGUGCACACUUGAGAGUUUUACAACUGAUGAAAAUUAAUUUAAGAAUCAGAUGGAGCAACUUGACACCACUGGGCUCAGGAGCCCGGGGAGAAAAAUACAUCACUAAUGGCCAAUUUUCCAUAUGGUCUGCACGGGUAAAGAAAGUCUGCAAAAAGAAGAAAAAAAAAUUUGCGCAGAUUAAACCACAAAAAUAUUCUCCAGUUUAAAGAAGGAACUAAGUGAGAAGGUGACUGAGAAAGAAGUGUGAUUUCAAACAUUGCAGCGGCUCACACAGUGUUUGUUGCACUUUAUUUUUCAGUGGGUUUGGUGAUUUGGACGGAUUAAAACUCUAGACUGAAAAGUAACUCCUACUGUGGUUAUGGCUAGAGGAAAGCAAGUUCAAGUAUGAUGGGACAAGUUUGAAUAAUGAACUGAUUCCUUUGCCUAUCUUAAUUAACUGUAUUUGAGAAAUUUUAAUUUAUUAUUUCCCCCUUUUUUUUCCUGCAUCUAUAGGAUAAUAUUGUAAAAUAGCAAUUGAAACCAAUAAUUAUUAAAUAAAUAUCAAGGAAAAUCCAAGCAAAGCUUUCUUUUUUUUUGGACUAGUGGUGUGGUGUUUGGAGACAGUCUCUGAAUGUGAACAGGAAAGCACCCAUCAGCAAAACACGAUCACUCUCUAGGGAGACAGCUAGGGGAAUCUGACUCUGGCUUCUGCUUUUGUUUUAAGGGAUUAACUUCCCUGUCAAGUCCAAGAAGACUUGCGUAUGAGAAGAUUACUUGAUGGACUUAAUUCUAAGAUUAGCUUUUUUCAUCAAGAUGGAAAAAGAUCUUUAGGAGCAGAAAAGGGGAGUGCUAACUGGGGGAGCGAGAAGGGAGACGAGCAAAAGAAACAAAAUCUUGCGACGUGGCUCUAUUUUGUCAGCAAGAGGAUUUAAGACUCACCCAGGGCAAACACUGGGACCACUGUAAGAGCGCUGGAACAUUCUGCCUCUUGAGUGAAGGGGCCUUCUUUCUAGCCUCUAUGGCACUGAGGGGUGCGCCGGCUGGUGGAGGAGUAGUCCGAUGGAGCCCUGCGUUCCCCGGGGACACAGGGCCAAGCUUUGAGGUGGAAAGUUUCUGGUUCUGAAACAACAAGGAGAGAGUCUGUUUUUCUUCCUAAAAUUUGGACUCUUGUCUGCACAAACUCUGGUCUGUUUUGCACGGUUUGUGUGCCUUUUUUUCCCUUUAUGCAAUCUUUUUCAGCUUUAGCAGCAGAAAUUUGUCUAGUUCAGGAAACAUGCUAGAGGGUGGCUUCAGAAGGAAGAUGAUCCUGUGUAUUCUGUCUCUGCAUCCGAACUUUUGAAGAGAAAAAUUCGAGCUAGAGGGAUUCUUAAAGCCUUAAGUUACUUGAAAUCUAUGUAUUUGCAACCCUUUGUCUCUGGAAUCAUAUUACACUAAACUGGAAUCUCAGGCUGAAUGAGAAUAACCAAGUGGAGUAAAAAGAAGAAAACCGUUUCUUGAUCACCACUUAAUUAACGAUGCUCUUUCUCCAAAGGAUCAGCACGUUCUUCCUCUGAGAACUUGAAAAUAAAAAUGGACCCCAUGUUUUUUUAAGCAUUACCUUUUCUUAGAAGACUGCCAUCAUCUUUUAUAGAGGAAUUUUUUCACUAUGCAUUCGGUGGAUCUUUAUAAAAUACUGACCUUCUAAUUAGAUUCAGGUCAGUCUUAAUUAAAGGGGGAAAAAAGCAACGCAAGCCAACCACAAAAACACAUAUACCAAUGAAAGAAAUUGGUUUAAAUUUCACAGCAUUAACAUUACUUUUUAAGUAAAACAGUUCAUUGAAGAAAGUAUGUAUGCAGCAGUGGAACAUGGGCCUGUGCUUUGCAGCGACUCCAACAUCCUGUGCCUGUCCUGGAAGGGGCGUGUCCCCAAGAGUGAGAAGGAGAAGCCUGUGUGCAGGAGACGCUACUAUGAGGAAGGCUGGCUGGCCACGGGCAACGGGCGAGGAGUGGUUGGGGUGACUUUCACCUCUAGUCACUGUCGCAGGGACAGGAGUACUCCACAGAGGAUAAAUUUCAACCUCCGGGGCCACAAUAGCGAGGUUGUGCUGGUGAGGUGGAAUGAGCCCUACCAGAAACUGGCCACGUGCGAUGCGGACGGAGGCAUAUUCGUGUGGAUUCAGUACGAAGGCAGGUGGUCUGUGGAGCUGGUCAACGACCGCGGGGCGCAGGUGAGUGAUUUCACGUGGAGCCAUGAUGGAACUCAAGCACUUAUUUCCUAUCGAGAUGGGUUUGUCCUGGUUGGGUCUGUCAGUGGACAAAGACACUGGUCAUCCGAAAUCAACUUGGAAAGUCAAAUUACGUGUGGCAUAUGGACUCCUGAUGACCAACAGGUGCUGUUUGGCACGGCCGAUGGGCAGGUGAUUGUCAUGGAUUGCCACGGCAGGAUGCUGGCCCACGUCCUCUUGCACGAGUCAGACGGUGUCCUCGGCAUGUCCUGGAACUACCCGAUCUUCCUGGUGGAGGACAGCAGCGAGAGCGACACGGACUCAGAUGACUAUGCCCCUCCCCAAGAUGGUCCGGCAGCAUAUCCCAUCCCAGUGCAGAACAUCAAGCCUCUGCUCACCGUCAGCUUCACCUCGGGAGACAUCAGCUUAAUGAACAACUACGAUGACUUGUCUCCCACGGUCAUCCGCUCAGGGCUGAAAGAGGUGGUAGCCCAGUGGUGCACACAGGGGGACUUGUUGGCAGUCGCUGGGAUGGAACGGCAGACCCAGCUUGGUGAGCUUCCCAAUGGUCCCCUUCUGAAGAGUGCCAUGGUCAAGUUCUACAAUGUUCGUGGGGAGCACAUCUUCACACUGGACACUCUUGUGCAGCGCCCCAUCAUCUCCAUCUGCUGGGGUCACCGGGACUCGAGGCUGUUGAUGGCAUCAGGACCAGCCCUGUACGUGGUGCGUGUGGAGCACCGGGUGUCCAGCCUGCAGCUGCUGUGCCAGCAGGCCAUCGCCAGCACCUUGCGUGAGGACAAGGACGUCAGCAAGCUGACUCUGCCCCCCCGCCUCUGCUCCUACCUCUCCACUGCCUUCAUCCCCACCAUCAAGCCCCCAAUUCCAGAUCCGAACAACAUGAGAGACUUUGUCAGCUACCCAUCAGCCGGCAACGAGCGGCUACACUGCACCAUGAAGCGCACAGAGGACGACCCGGAGGUGGGCGGCCCUUGCUACACGCUCUACCUGGAGUACCUGGGCGGGCUUGUGCCCAUCCUCAAAGGGCGGCGCAUCAGCAAGCUGCGGCCGGAGUUCGUCAUCAUGGACCCGCGGACAGAUAGCAAACCAGAUGAAAUCUAUGGGAACAGCUUGAUUUCUACUGUGAUCGACAGCUGCAACUGCUCAGACUCCAGUGACAUUGAGCUGAGUGAUGACUGGGCUGCCAAGAAAUCUCCCAAAAUCUCCAGAGCUAGCAAAUCACCCAAACUCCCAAGGAUCAGCAUUGAGGCCCGCAAGUCCCCCAAGCUGCCCCGGGCUGCUCAGGAGCUCUCCCGGUCCCCACGGUUGCCCCUGCGCAAGCCCUCUGUGGGCUCGCCCAGCCUGACUCGGAGAGAGUUUCCUUUUGAAGACAUCACUCAGCACAACUAUCUUGCUCAGGUCACGUCUAAUAUCUGGGGAACCAAAUUUAAGAUUGUGGGCUUGGCUGCUUUCCUGCCAACCAACCUCGGUGCAGUAAUCUAUAAAACCAGCCUCCUGCAUCUCCAGCCGCGGCAGAUGACCAUUUAUCUCCCAGAAGUUCGGAAAAUUUCCAUGGACUAUAUUAAUUUACCUGUCUUCAACCCAAAUGUUUUCAGUGAAGAUGAAGAUGAUUUACCAGUGACAGGAGCAUCUGGUGUCCCUGAGAACAGCCCACCUUGUACCGUGAACAUCCCUAUUGCACCGAUCCACAGCUCGGCUCAGGCUAUGUCCCCCACGCAGAGCAUAGGGCUGGUGCAGUCCCUACUGGCCAAUCAGAAUGUGCAGCUAGAUGUCCUGACCAACCAGACGACAGCUGUAGGGGCAGCAGAACAUGCAGGUGACAGUGCCACCCAGUACCCAGUCUCCAACCGGUACUCCAAUCCUGGACAGGUGAUUUUCGGAAGCGUGGAAAUGGGCCGCAUCAUUCAGAACCCCCCUCCACUGUCCCUGCCUCCCCCGCCGCAGGGGCCCAUGCAGCUGUCCACGGUGGGCCAUGGAGACCGAGACCACGAACACCUGCAGAAGUCAGCCAAGGCCCUGCGGCCAACACCGCAGCUGGCAGCUGAGGGGGACGCGGUGGUCUUUAGUGCCCCCCAGGAGGUCCAGGUGACGAAGAUAAACCCUCCACCCCCGUACCCAGGAACCAUCCCCGCUGCCCCCACCACAGCAGCACCCCCGCCCCCUCUGCCGCCCCCACAGCCCCCAGUGGAUGUGUGCUUGAAGAAGGGCGACUUCUCCCUCUACCCCACGUCAGUGCACUACCAGACCCCCCUGGGCUAUGAGAGGAUCACCACCUUCGACAGCAGUGGCAACGUGGAGGAGGUGUGCCGGCCCCGCACCCGGAUGCUGUGCUCCCAGAACACCUACACCCUCCCCGGCCCGGGUAGCUCUGCCACCUUGAGGCUCACGGCCACUGAGAAGAAGGUCCCUCAGCCCUGCAGCAGUGCCACCCUGAACCGCCUGACCGUCCCUCGCUACUCCAUCCCCACCGGGGACCCACCCCCGUAUCCCGAAAUUGCCAGCCAGCUGGCCCAGGGGCGGGGGGCUGCCCAGAGGUCCGACAAUAGCCUCAUCCACGCUACCCUGCGGAGGAACAACCGUGAGGCUACGCUCAAGAUGGCCCAGCUGGCCGACAGCCCGCGGGCCCCCCUGCAGCCCCUGGCCAAGUCCAAGGGCGGGCCCGGGGGGGUGGUGACACAGCUCCCAGCGCGGCCCCCACCUGCCCUGUACACCUGCAGUCAGUGCAGUGGCACAGGGCCCAGCUCACAGCCCGGAGCCUCCCUGGCCCAUACCGCCAGCGCCUCCCCGUUGGCCUCCCAGUCCUCCUACAGCCUCCUGAGCCCACCCGACAGCGCCCGCGACCGCACCGACUACGUCAACUCCGCCUUCACAGAGGACGAGGCCCUGUCCCAGCACUGUCAGCUUGAGAAGCCCUUGAGGCACCCUCCCCUGCCUGAAGCUGCUGUUACCCUGAAACGGCCACCCCCUUACCAGUGGGACCCCAUGCUGGGUGAGGACAUUUGGGUUCCUCAAGAAAGGACAGCACAGACUUCAGGGCCCAACCCCUUAAAACUGUCCCCUCUGAUGCUGAGUCAGGGCCAGCACCUGGACGUGUCCCGACUGCCCUUCAUCUCCCCCAAGUCUCCUGCCAGCCCCACUGCCACUUUCCAAACAGGCUAUGGGAUGGGAGUGCCAUAUCCAGGAAGCUAUAACAACCCCCCUUUGCCUGGAGUGCAGGCUCCCUGCUCUCCCAAAGAUGCCCUGUCCCCAACGCAGUUUGCACAACAGGAGCCUGCUGUGGUCCUUCAGCCGGUGUACCCACCCAGCCUCUCCUAUUGCACCCUGCCCCCCAUGUACCCAGGAAGCAGCACGUGCUCUAGUUUACAGCUGCCACCUGUCGCCUUGCAUCCAUGGAGUUCCUACAGCGCCUGCCCGCCCAUGCAGAACCCCCAGGGCACUCUCCCCCCAAAGCCACACUUGGUGGUGGAGAAGCCCCUUGUGUCCCCACCACCUGCCGACCUCCAAAGCCACAUGGGCACAGAGGUGAUGGUAGAGACUGCAGACAACUUCCAGGAAGUCCUCUCCCUGACCGAAAGCCCAGUCCCCCAGCGGACAGAAAAAUUUGGAAAGAAGAACCGGAAGCGCCUGGACAGCCGAGCAGAAGAAGGCAGUGUUCAGGCCAUCACUGAGGGCAAAGUGAAGAAGGAGGCUAGGACUUUGAGUGACUUUAAUUCCCUUAUCUCCAGCCCACACCUGGGGAGAGAGAAGAAGAAAGUGAAGAGUCAGAAAGACCAACUGAAGUCAAAGAAGUUGAAUAAGACAAACGAGUUCCAGGACAGCUCGGAGAGCGAGCCUGAGCUGUUCAUCAGCGGGGAUGAGCUCAUGAACCAGAGCCAGGGCAGCAGAAAAGGCUGGAAAAGCAAGCGCUCCCCACGGGCCGCCGGCGAGCUGGAGGAGGCCAAGUGCCGGCGGGCCAGUGAGAAGGAGGACGGGCGGCUGGGCAGCCAAGGCUUCGUGUACGUGAUGGCCAACAAGCAGCCGCUGUGGAACGAGGCCACCCAGGUCUACCAGCUGGACUUCGGGGGGCGGGUGACCCAGGAGUCCGCCAAGAACUUCCAGAUUGAGUUAGAGGGGCGGCAGGUGAUGCAGUUCGGACGGAUUGAUGGCAAUGCGUACAUUCUAGACUUCCAGUAUCCGUUCUCAGCCGUGCAGGCCUUUGCAGUUGCCCUGGCCAACGUGACUCAGCGCCUCAAAUGAAGAGACUGGUGUAGGGAGGAGAGAGAUGCAGAGAGCCUUUGGAAGAGGUCUUUGGAGAUGCCAGAGGAGCCCUCUAGGGGCCCGAGGCCUGGGAGGACCAGAAGCCAACAGCGAAACUGGAAAAGCCUGGCAGGCCCAGGAGAGGGCGCUGACCUGUGGUCGUCAUUUAUUUGGUUGGGUUUUAUUACCUUUUAUUGUCUGUUCUUCUUUUCUUCUUUCAUUUCAGUGGCAUUUGGAAGCAAAGAGUGCUAGGCACCUGCUGUUCUUUCAGGAUACAGCUUGGCUGUGGUAAUGCUCUACUGGGCCCUUCAGAAUGAAGACAGUCUGCCUUAGAGCCUGCUAUUCUUUUAGACAUAGGGAGGAUGCAUUAUCCUGUAUUCUCCUCCAACAUCACCACUAGCGUAAAAGCAAAAAGCUUUUACAAAACACAGCCAAAAAUUCUCAAGAUGCAGGUUCUUGGGGAAUGGGAUGGGGACAGCAUUUGAUUUACACUAAUUAUGUUACUCCCCAAAAGGUGACUUAAUUAAUAAAGGGCAUUUGGGCAGACACACUGUGUUGGACCAACAAAGUAGGCUCUUUACAGGGGUGUUCUCACCAGGUAGAAAUGCGAUUUGCUCAUUGAGGAUGUUGGGGAAGGGACGAAGGGUAAAGAAGAAACUGCACAUAUACACAGGUUCACAUUACUCUGCAGACAGCAAUGUGACUCAGCGUGUGACUUGUAGCAGCAGUACGAGGGCUACACUCCUCUGCUGAGGAUGUCUACAUUGAAAGCCUCCACUAGUUUCAUCGUUUGUCAAAGUUCCGUAGGAUCAGUGAUGGUCAUUCAGCAUGACUGGUUCUGGGAGAAGGUGAGAGACAAAAAUGGAAAGAUCCUGGCCUGUGGUAGUGGUAGCAGUUUUCUCAAAUAAUGUGGUGACAGUCACUAGAUCCUCACAUGCUGAGAAACAGCCUCUACUCUCUCUGCCCCUUUUACUUUUUAAUCUGGAACGCAGUACUGUAAACAUGAUCUUUCCCAUGAGAUACCGUGUUCUACGCCUUCCCAUUCUAAAAGUGUGGACAAGGCUUGAUUUGAAACCACUCCUUUUCUCCUCUUGGCUACAUUAAAAUUCAGUUGACUACAAAUGCUUUCUAUCAAAUUAGAAAUGUAACCAAAAAAAUGUUAAGUGUUCACCAGGGUAUUAAAAUACAGGAGUAUGGUCAAAUCUUUGACAAAAUUUUCAUGAUCUUCUCUAACAAAAAAAGUUGUUUAUUAACUGUACAGACUGUUUACUAAGGAGCUAAACCACUGAGAAAACGUUAUUAAAAUUGUAAUACCUAGGUAGUUGGUUGAUCACAGUUUGUUAAUUGUAUAAAAAAAAAUCACCUAGAAUAUCUCUUCCCACUUCCUCCUCCUCGUGAGAACCUGUGGGCAGUAUUCAAGCCCUGAUGACAAAACCCAGUGUUUUUUGUUGUUGUUUUUUGUUGUUGUUUUUGUUUUUCUCAGUUAGUCUUACCUGUGAUGUUGUUUAGGAUCAGGCCCCUCUCCUGGGCCUGCUGUGCAGGAGCACAGGAACUAUCUGCUAGUGUUGGGUUCCAAAUUUGCAUUUUAUUUGGAAACAGACAAGUAGAAGAUGCUACAGAAAAGUAUUUUCAAAUUUAAACAUUUUUUUAAUCCCCUGUUUUAGUUAAAAAAUUGGAAAAGAAACCGACCCAUUUUUUUCCCAGAUCAAGAUGACAUGACAUCACUCCCGAUUCUCUCCAAACCCCAGAGAAAUACUGACGAAGUUUUCUGAUGUGGCAAAGGAUAUUUCCCAUCUAAUACCAGUUUCUCAUUUAUAUUUAAAGUAUUGGACCUGAUAUUUUUAGGGAGUGCAUUCUUCCAGAAAGAAUUCAGCAAUGUUAUCAGAAUUAAUUCUUUUAUAUGAGUUUAUGUAGCUUGAUAUGGUGUUUCAGUGCUUAUUGGUUGUGCAAUAAUGGUUAUAGCCUGUUAGAUAAUCUAAAUGCAAUUCCCCUGUUUUGUCGUUUAGGAGAUAAUUAUUUAUCUUGCUUUUCAUAGUGUUCUUAGGAAUUAUUUUGUUGUUACGUUUUGGUGAGUUAUACCCAUUUUAUUUAUUUAGAAAAAUAGUAUCUUUGUAACGACUUACAUGGUCACAGUAUAUUUUGCUGCAAGAAAUAAAGAGGAUAUGAUAGGUUUUUUUUUGUUUUUUGUUUUUUGAGACGGAGUCCCACUCUUGUCGCCCAACUAGAGUGUAGUGGCGCAAUCUCGGCUCACCACAACCUCUGACUCCAGGGUUCAAGUGAUUAUUUUGCCUCAGCCUCCCAAGCAGCUGGGAUUAUAGACACCCGCCAACACGCCAGGCUAAUGUUUUUGUAUUUUUAAUAGAGAUGGGGUUUUACCAUGUUGGCCAGGCUGGUCUUGAACUCCUGAGCUCAGGUGAUCCGCCCGCCUCGGCCUCCCAAAGUGCUGGGAUUACAGACGUGAGCCACCACUCCCGGCCCAUAGAAGGUUUUUUGCUAGAUAAUCUGUAACUUUUCUAAUUGGGAAAAAAUUCCUAUUAAUCAUUAAAAAAAUUUUUUUUUGUAUUUUGUGUUAUUGAUUAUAUACAAAGGAGACUUUUUUUUGAGAUAACACUCAAAUAGUAUUCUCUUCUUUUGAAAAUUUUAUUUUUAUCUGAAAAUAACAGUUGAUCUGAAAUAAAAAGGGGAGACCUAUUAGAAUGAGAGUAGCCAAGGAAAGAGUUACUAGGUAAUAAGCUUCAGUUUUUGUGUUCUAAUUGUUUUUGAGAUAUAAAGACCCUGAAAAAGCCCAUUUUAGAACCUGUUUAAUAAGAGCAAAUAUAGGGGAAAAUCUUUGAAACGAAAGCUACAAAUACAUGUGAGAAGAAAAAAAUGGAUUUUUUAGCAAAUAAUUAACUAAGCUUCUAAAUUCCUAGCUCACUCCCCCAAAGGCACUUUCCCCCGAUGGAGGCACAGGCUUCUGUCUCGGAUGUUUGGCGCACGUGAGUUUGUACCGGAGUGACCCCGGCAGCCACUGCUCACCUCCCCUCUACCCAGGGGCCUGAAAAGAGGGGCUGCCCUCCUGCGCCAAGGCAGACAUAAGCUGCGGGCUGUGCGGUCCUAGUAGGGUGACGUUUCAGUUAAUAGUGGUGGUCUUAUUUUCAACUAUGCUUUCAUUCAGUCAGGCUUUGUUGACUAAAUACGACGAAAAUUCAUACUUUAUGCAGGAGAUUUCUAAAAAUUUAAUGUUUAUUAAUAGUUUAUGAAUAUCAAGAUACCUCAUUGAAUCCCUAAAUUUAAAAGCAGUCCAGUAAAAGGUUAACUGUAUAAAGAACCUAUGACUUUUUGAGGGAAGUGUGAUAUAACAAAUAUAACCAAUUCUAAAUUUGUUCUAGCUCUAACCUCAUCAAACCAAAGGCACAGAUUUGUGUACAAUAUACCCAUUGAAUGUAUAUCCUGAGAAAAAUUGGGGCCAAAGAAGCAGGAAAAUCUCAAAGCUCUAAUGGCAGCAUAAAUCAAAGAAUUUCACAGGCUAAUGUUUUUUAUCCAUAGCCAUUGCUCCCUUGUCAAGUGUCCCACAAGGACAUGGAAGAAUGUGUUAUGUUCAUCUUGUAAUCAUAGCAAAAAGUCUGGAAACCCCAGGGUCAAGCCUGCUCUGCCACAGGGUUGGAUGGUGACCUUGGGCAAGUCCCUGGGGCUGGCUAGGCCUCCACUUGUCCAUCUGUGAAAUGAAAGGAUCAGCCUGGACAGCCCUCUAAACUCCCUUACAGCUCUCAGCCUAAGAGCGCAGCACUGAACAGCCUCAUCAUUCCACUUUUCAUGGGAAAUAUAUUUCACACCAUUGCCUUUGUGUAGAGAAAUAUUUCUUUUCCUGUGUUAAUGAGCUAUGUACUGAAUAUAAACCAGUGCAUUUAAAGUAAUAUCUUUUGUGCACCUCUAAAUGUGUUUGGAAUUGUGUUUGUUCUCAUAGAAUAUACAAAAGUACUGAUUCUAGGUAAGAAGGAGUCUCCACGGGUGUGCCCUGCUCAGCUGGAUGUCCAUGAGAACAGCCCUGAAAUAAGUCACUACUUGUCCCCAAAACCACAGGAAUAUAUACCUAGGUCACCUCAAAUUCCUGAGUGUGCUCUGCCAUGUUACACGGUCUUCAAAUUGAAAAGGUUUCUUGAAAAGGAAAGUUUGGCCCAGCAACUGGAGAAGGAGUCCAUGGUGUCGCUGUGUGCCUGUAUCAUUUGGCCAAGUCAAUGGUUGUAAGCAAAGUUAGUGGAGACAAAAAUGUGUCCAAAAUGUCGUUUGAGUUCCUGGGAUUUCUGUAAUAGCACACAACUCAGAACUCUUCAGCAUUUGUGUGAUUCCUUACCUCUGGCUGAUAAAACUCUAAUGGGUUGUGGCUUACUUUGUUUCCAUUUUCUUUGGCUUUGUGCAAUUUUUGUGUAACUUUACUUGUACCUAUAUUUUCUGUUUACAGUUCUUUUUAAGGGGAGGGGUAGGGUUCUAAGAUCUUGUUUAUUGUAGAUAAAAAUUUUUUCGUGUUGUAGAAAAGCAUGGGUUAUGCGUUUGACUGAAAAAGGCACUGUAUUAUUUACCAAAGGGGUAUUGUUUUUGCAUUUGUUUAUAAAUGCAUUAUUUUGGUACUGUAAAUUUGGACAUAAUUUCUGAGUUUAUUACUACUGGCAUUUUCUUUUUCCCUUUUUUUUUUUUUUUUUAACCGUAAGUGCGCGAUGCAGGUGCAUAGGCCCCAGACCAAACUAGACCACCAGCAUGUUCAUGUCCAGACCUCGGCAGUGGCGUGCACUGCUUGUGCACCUCAGUUCCUCCAGUGUUGGUUUGUUUGUUUUUUAAUUCAGCAUCCUGCUUGUUUUACUUUCCAAGCAAGAUCUGUUGCGAUUCCCAAAUGCGUUUUAAUGAGCUCAUCCUUAUUUGCCUCUCUUCUUACGUAUUUUGUGUAUUAGAUUGUGCAGGAGAUAUUCUAGAAGGCAUUAAUGGUUUGCAUUCAAAACGAUGUGGUUUGUCCAAGUUAUUUUCUGUCUUUAUUACUGAGAUGGAUUAAUCUCCUUAUUUUUUUCUUGAUGAUUUGAAGUUGUAAGAGUUGUCCAGCUAUUGCUUAAUAAAAUUUUGCAGAUCAAAAAA
Messenger RNA from Pan troglodytes (chimpanzee), 20525 nucleotides. RefSeq names its product TUB like protein 4 (gene TULP4). The record is from RefSeq and is a predicted model, not a curated record. Bases 10791 to 15422 code for a protein of 1543 amino acids. The transcript has 15 exons. Gene Ontology annotation, molecular function: protein binding. Lineage: Eukaryota; Metazoa; Chordata; Mammalia; Primates; Hominidae.